AUGAUUUGCCCAGUAAUUCCAGUGUCAGCAUCACAGUCAUUGAAGUUUGUUUAUGAGAAUUGUCUCAGAGGCCGUAAACAGAAGAAAAAGAAGAAGGAGAAGAAGUAAAUGAUGAUUUUAUCAAUCACAUUUAUUCUGAGAUUAACUAAUUUAGGGUAUGAAAAACUGAAGAUUUAUUCAUCAUCAAGAUGGAUUAGUUUAUGUUAGUUCCAUCGGUAAUAUGAUUAAUGAAUACCUAUGUUGCUAACUUUGAUUAGUAAAUUUGUAACAGAAAUAUUAUAAGAAAGAAGUAUUAUAGGUAAUAAAAUUAAAUAGAUAUUUUAAAAAUUAAAUUCAUAUGUAGGUACUGACUUUAAUAUGAUUAGGUACAUACUAUUUAUCUAUGGACAAGGCGGUACAAAUCACUACUUAUUAGGAAGAAAAGGGAACAUAAAGCUGAAGAUCGACACGAAAAGAAGAAGAAAUAAUCCACAAUGAAACAAGAAGCCUUUCAAAUUAAGUAAAAUCACUCAAAAUGUAAUCACAUAAUAAUAUAAUAUGAUAUUGAACUUAAUCACUUGUUAAACUUUUUAACUGGCUAAAUAUCUCAGAUUAAAUAUACUGUAGUUAAAAUCCAGUUAAAAUGUUAACCGAGUAAUAAUAAAAUCAAAUUUCUAGUUUAACUGUGGAUUAACAUUAACUGACGCUUAAAUUCUCUUAACUAGAGAUUGAUAAAAUGGUCUUUAACUCUAUAUCGUGGUGAUAUAUUAUUAGUAUGUUCCAUUGAACUUUUGAAUUUAUUUCAUUCUUUAGUAUUUUCUAAGUGAUUUGUGAGAUGGGGGUGAGAAAUAGCGCACACGAUUCGAUGAAAAAUUAGAAAUAUUAGCCCUUCGGGUAUUUUACUCUAGAUGUGCCUACGUGGUAUAUAGGUACCGGUAGUUAGGUUAUAAAAAAUUAAAAAUUAAUUAAAAUCUUUUGGCGUCGUAAUCGUUUAUUUUUGAUUAAUUAUGUAAAAUAUAACGCGCUGUAAAACUCGAUUUCUUGCUGUAAAAGUGAUAUUGUACACAAUAAGUAAUCAAAUUUACAUUCCAUUUAAAUACCAGUAUUUGUAUAACACGCUUGUGAAAUGUAAUAUUUAGUAAACGCUGAGAAAAUAUUACAUUUUAUGUUAAUUAAUACGACGUAAAAAACAACAGAAAACUGGAUUUCAGUAUUUCACUCCAAUGUUGGCGCGGAAUUUUUAUUAACAAUGAUUUAUACAGUGUGAUCAAUCCUCGAUAAGAUUCACUCAUUAUUUCGGAAAGUAUCAACUUUUUUCAAAAAAUUAAAGAAACAAGCCACUCUAAAAUGUUACAUUAUACCGUUAUGUUUCGCUACCAUUAUUUUUGACGAUGGAACCACAGUUAACUUUUAAUUUUAAAAUAAUAACCUAUAUUACCUACAAAUUCAAUAAAUACGAGUACUUACCUAGAUGAAGUUCUAAAUUUUAGUUUAAAAAAAUUUUGUUGUUGACGUUUUUAAUUUCCGUCAAUCCGUUGACGUGAUAUUUUACUUUUAAAUUUGAUUAAGUGGCUUCCACAUAAAUGAUUUCCAUGUCGUCUAGUGGUAUUCAAUUUCAAAUAUCGGGUAUCGAUUUUACAUCGGUAGCAUAAUAUAAUGAAUCGAAAUAUCGGUAAAAAAGCGGUAUCGGCCCGUCUCCAAAUUGAUUAUACACAGCCCGGAUAUUACAGAGCUAGCCUUAUUAUGUUGGUACAAUAAACUGCUACCAGAAUUUACUGCACUGUACAGUUUUCGGGCCAAAUUCUUCGCGCUGGUCGAAUAUCAUAUUAUAUAUGAUACUAUAUUAUAAUAUUAUUUACAUUAUACGUUAUUAUAGACGCGUUGUUAGUAAUGAAUAUAUUAUAAAAUAUUUAUGAUGGGUAUAGUGGGUACCUAUCGAAAUAUUAAAACUCAUUACGUGGAUUUACGCAAGUGUACAAUAUUAUAUAGUUUUUUUGACCAUUAUAAUGUAUAUCUUAUACAGGGCUGUUUUAAAUUUGAAUUUUUUUUUUCUUGAAUUAAGACUGGAAAUUGCUUCCUUGUGGUCUUAAACUUGCCUCCCAAAAAAAACGUUCAGAUCUCGCUCAUCGCGUAAUUAGUUUUUCCAUUUAAAUAACACAUGUAGGCAAGUAAGGAUAUUCUUCAUUAUUAGAUCACAUUUAUUCAUUAAGUUCAAAAGUUUCGAGGUUGUACAUAGUUUUUUCUUAAAUACCACAAAAAAAUUCACUUGGAAGGAAGUUAAAUUUUACUUUUGUAAGAAUAGCUUAUUUGUAGAAAUCUAUACAAAUUGAGUUUUUGUAACUUUUUUAUUUAUAUUAUAAAGUUAUAUAAUGCAGCCACUUUUUGACCAAAAAUGUUCAAACAAGGUUCAUUUUGUAAGUUAUGAAAAUAUCUUGCUAUGGGUUCUUUUUUAUAGAUCAGCUUCAUAGACUACGAGUUGAAAAUUAAAAAAAAAUCGAGAAUUUGUGUACAUUUUUACAAAUAAUAGUAAAAUUUAACUUGGUUCUGAGUGAAUCUUGUGUAUUUUUUGUGAUCUUUGAGAAAAAAUUAUGUACAACCUCGUAAAUUUUGAACUUAAUGAGUAAAUGUGAUUUAAUUGAAAGUAUCGUUAUACUUUCCUAUGUUAUUUAAGUAGAAAAAUUAAAUAUGUGCAAGUUUGAAUAUUUUUUUUUUUUUGUAAGUUUAAAACUACAAUGAAGCUCAUUCCAAUCUUAAUUCGAAAAAAAAAAAUUAAAAAUCAAAACAUAUACAGAGUGUUCCACGAGGAUUCGACAAAUGCAAUAAAUUUUGUUUUAUUUAAUAUUUUUGAUAUAUAUAUUUUUUUUUAAUAAUUAGUAUGUAUCAACGUUACAGUUUAUAUAUGAAAAUUGUUUUUAGGGAAGGGAAACUUAAAAUAAAAAAAUUCAAAAUAGUCAUCUUGUAAAAUAUAUUUUGAGACAAUUGUUGGUGGUUGAAUCCUUUGUUAGAAUAUGGUUUUUUAUUUUAUACGAUUUUUUGAAGUUUUUACAAAUGUGAAUAUUACAAUAUUUAAUCAGUUAUUAGUUAGGGCACACAACGAGGAUUUUAUUUUCCAUGAGUUAAUAUCAUGCAAUAAUUGUAUCAUAUUAUAAGGAUUUGGUAGUAUCAAUAAAUCAAUAAUCGUAAUUUAUGUUGAUAAACAAUAUUGUUAUGAUUGAAAAGAAAAUUAUUCAAAUUUUCAAAAAAUCAUAGAAAAUAAAAGACUACAAUUUAACAAAAGUUUGAAUCACCAAAAAUUGUUUAAAAAUCUAUUUUACAAAAUGGCUAUUUUGAAUUUUUUAAAAAAAUUAUAAAUUUUUUAUUCUAAGUCCUCACCCUUAAAAAGAAAAACAUAUUCAUAUAUAAACUGCAGCGCUUAGACAAACUAAUUAUUUAAAAUAUAUUGAAUAGAAGAAAAGUUAUUGCAUUUGUCGAAUACAUAAAAAUCACGCGUUUAUGACGAGUUAACGUGCGAUGCACUUUGAAACUACUCAAUCGAUUUUGAUAUAAAAUAAUAAUUAAUGUGUGUGAUUUAGUCCAACUUAAAAUAUAGGAUAGUCUUCAUUUCGAUUAAUGAUAUCAAUAUUUUUUUAUUGCAAAUUAAAUGUUUAUUAUAUAGUUCAAAGGGCAAUUAUUUGUAAGUUUCAUAAGUUUCUCUCAGAUGGCGCUGUAAGUUACGUUGGACAUCACGACACACAAAGUGCGUCUUUGAUACGCUGUUAUUGAAAUUUCAAAGUAAACUAACGAUUUUUCUGUUGGAACAAAAUUAAUUUCGUAAAGUGACGGCAACACCAACAAUUUGUAAGUAUAAACAUAUUAAUAAUUAUAUAACAAUAUGUUAAAGUAUUUACGACUCAAGGUAAAUAUUAGCAAUAUGUAUAUAAUUUUAACAAUAUUAUAAUUAAACUGAAAUAAGUGUUAAGGAGUUAUGAUUCCUUAAUAUUAUAUUAAUAAUGUUAAAAUAUAAUAAUAUUAAAAUACUAUAUAAACGUAUAUUACGUAUUAUAGCAACGUACAAUAAUGUACGUAUCGUCAAUAUAUUGUUAUAAUUGUAAUAUAAUACAACAUAAACUUUUUUCCUGGGAUUAAAUUAUAUAGUGUUUUUUUUAUAGGUAUUUUUGAUACGAACGUCUAAUUUUGUAUGUAAAUUUAUUUAUUUAUUUUUGUUUAUUCGUGGGUGAUACCUAGAUGAUGCAGAUGAUGUCACGGACAAGGAAAUAAUAAUAAUAAUUAUUAUUAUUAUUAUUUACACUAAUAUCUGGCAAUAGCAAAGCAUUGCCGGGUCAGCUAUAUAAUAUAUAGGUAGGCGCGUACGUAUAUUAUUAGAACGGUUCAAACGGAGAGAUAGUACAUUAAUAAUAAGUUGGGAGGAAAAAAAAUGUACGGACACGACACCCUCGCGCCCUCGGCCCUCGGGCCACGAAACUCUUUUUAGUACGCGUUUAGGGUUAACCGACCGAUAUGGAAAAACGUAUCAAUAAUAUUAAUAACAAUAACAAUAAACGAAAAACGAAAAAUAUCGAUCGUUUUCCGCAGGUUAGAGAAAAUAAACGUAUAUAAUAUUAUAUUGAUUGCAAAACCAAUAUUGUACUUGCCCGCACAGGAAAUUAUUAUUCGCGUCAAAAUCGAAUAACCCGUAUACUACAACAACAUAAUAUAACAUCAGUAUACAAUAAUAAUAUAUUAAACGAGUAGGUAUAUUGUAGUCGGACUAUGUUUCACGUUGUUUCUAUACUAUAUAAAAAAAUAAAACAAAACUAACGAAGUACCCAUGUAUUACAAUAAUGAUGAUAAUAUCAAAUAUUUGUUUUAUAAUAUUGCGUUAUUAUUGUAUACUCAUAUUAUGUAUGCAAGUCGAAUAGAUUUUGAACGGUUCUUUUCUUUUUCUUAAUAAAGCGUUUAUAGUUUUUUUUUUUUUUUUUUUACACGGAAAAAAAAAGAAUAAUACGAGUAUGAUGUAGGUGUAUACGAUAAAAAAAAAAUCCAAAACUUCCAUUGUAAGUUAAAUUUUAGUCGUCUGUACAUUUUUUUUUUUUUGAGGUCGAACAAAUGAGUUUUGACUCCGUGCACGUAUUUCGGGACGCUUGGCGGCUCCAGAGGGACCCUAGGGGCCACCGACCCCCAGCCUGUAUUUUUUGUUAAAAACAACUUUACAAAAAAAAACAAAAACAAACAUAUUAUAUUAUCGACAUGUAUAGACACGUGCAAGUGUGUAGUUAGAAGUAUCUACUAUUUAUGUAUUAUGAAGACGUAUAAAUAAACUAUAAAAUAUAAAAUAUACCUUUUGCUAUAGUGCAGUAUUCUAAAAAAAUAUGACUGAACCCCUCCCCUAACCAAAUCUCUGGAGCCACCCGCUGACGGGACACACGAGUUUUUAAUAAAAAUUCGAAAUGGAAUACGUGACUUUUCGUAUUACGGAUCAUGUGGUUUUUUGACACGGGUGAAAUAGGGUUAAGCAUAAAAAUUGGCACGAUCCAUGGGGAACUUGUUAGUUUCGACACAAAUCGAUUUAAAACGAACUGAUUACCUUUAUUGAAUCAGAUUCGCCAUUCGAAAAUCCUGAAAACCGCUAACUCAUCUCCCCAUUUCGUUUUAUUUUUGGAACAUGUUCGAGUUUCGAUUCUGGCCUACUCGUAUAUAAUUAUAUUAAGUAUUACCCGGUGACCGGUUUUGUAUUUAGAUUAGUUUUCAUUGGGCAGCCAUUCCGGUUAUAGAGUAUUAGUCAACGCGGUCGUCGUCGGCCAUAUUAGCGGGCGGUUUUCAUUUGGGCGAAAUUUAUGCGGCCCUUUAAUAUGUCUAAUGCAUCAAUUGGGCGAGCUUACAUUAGUUAUGUAGUAAUAUAGUGUUUGAAGUCUGAGAUAUUGGAUUUUCAAUAAUUAUUUCAGUAUUUAGUCUCACUAUCUCAUAAAUAUAAGCUUCUCGCCAAUUUAGGCAAUUAAUUAUAAGUACAUCAUGUUUUUUCGAAUUAAAAAUUUGUAUAAUACAUAUAAUAAUACAAUAUAUACAAUUUUGCAAGACAUAAAAAAAUAAAAAUAAAUUUAAUUCAAUUCUCUGAAAAAUUCUCUUGUUUUUUCUUACGUAAAGUUAUCUAUCUUAAUCCAGUAUAUCCUUGAGUACCCACAUUAAUGUGCAACUUUUUUUUUUUACAAAAUAUCGAAAUAUAUAAAUAUACUAAAUUAAACAAAUUAUUUUAACGUUUUUUGUUUAAAAAUUAAUAUUAAUCCAAAUUAAAAAAAAAAAACAAAUGUUACAAUAUCGUAUAACAUACAAAGAUACAUUCGCCCAAACUAUCGGUUAAUUUUUCGAACUAACGAUGUGUGAUUUUCACAGGUAAAUUUUGGGUCAUUCGCCCAAAUGAAUGACGCCCAUAUUAACCGCUUAAUCUUAACAAUAUUAUUAUUAUGGUUCGGGGCAUUAUCUGGCCGGAAUAACAACGUAUAACGCCAACUACGUCUAUACUUACAUAAUAUGUAUACAUUAAUAAUAUUAUAUAGGUACCUAUAAUACAGGUAUAUAAUUUAAAUUGUAUGCGUAAGACGAAAAUUUAUAAUUAAUUUCAAGUGGCAGCGGUGAUGUGGCGGUGAUGACGGUCGACUACAAUAUACCGGAUAGGUCCAUUAGCCAGCGGACAUCGGAAUUAAAUUAGCAAAUCUUUAUGCUGCGCGGCACCCUAAAAUUAUACGCACGCCGUAAUAAUAUUAUUCAAAUAUAUACAUCUAUAAAUUUAUAUAAACAUACCUGGUAAUUGGUAUCCGGUACACAAUAAUCUACUUACCGUCACUCCCGGACCGCGCCGUAAGGAAAUAUAAUAAGCUAUGUUUGUUUUAAAAAAAAAAAAAAAUGUACACCAUUUUUAUUGGUAAGGAAUACACUACACUCAUAUCGGUCACGUUAUAAAAUUUGUAUAAUUCCGAGUAAAUUGAUGAAUAUUUUUUCAUUUUUUGAAUUGUUUAGGGGUUUUCAUAAUAAAUGGGAAAAACCGGGAAUAAACGAGAAAAUUUACGAUAAUAAUGCUUUUAUAAUUUUAAAUUUUGAUUUUUUUGUUUUGUAAUAACAGGAGGUUCAUUAUAAGUUGUACUUAGUGGUCAACAAGAAAAAUUUGAAAGUAAUAUAAAUAUUUUUUUUGUAAGAAUUUUAAUAUCAAAUUUUUAAAAAGAUUAAAAAUCGGUUGUCAUUGGCAACAGUUUUAUUUUUUGUUAUUAAUAAGUUUUUAUUAUUUUAUAUAUCUUUUCUAAACAAUCAUUGUUGUUAUGGAAAUGCACAUUGUUGUAAUCAUUUCACCGUAUACAUAUUGUUGACAAAGCAACACUAUCCACUAUCUCCGCUCACUGCUCAGAAUCGUCUUUUCGUUAGCAAUGGUCUACCGUUGCUUACUGAUGUACAUGAAAUUCCCGUCUGUAUCCUACCUAUUCAACUUCAUACCUACAGCAGUGGCUGUACCCACAUGCAGAGUAUGUCAAGUUUUUUUAAAUUUAAUUAUUAUACAAAAAAUUAUCACCAAAUCAUAAUAAUCAGCAUUUAAACAAAUAAUAAACGUACUUAGUCAUAUUAACAAUAAUAAUAGGUUACAAUAAUUAAAAUAAUAAUAAUUAUCUUAAUAGUAAUGAAUACGAGUAGUAAUGAGCAUUUUAAUAAUAUUUAUGAACAAUAAUAAUACCACCAAUCAUAAUAACCCUGCAUUUAACACGAGUAUAUAGGUACUCACGUAUUUUAUAUAACUUGGUAUGUGUAUUAUUUUGGAUUAUACAUAUUUGAUUUGACACUAAAUUUGUAUUUAUAUGUUUAUACUUGUAUAAUAUAAUAUAUGCAUGUAUAUAAUUGUAUAUAUUUCUUUAACAAAGGUAUAUCAUUUUUUCAUUUAAAUGUCCAAACGCGCUAUGUUUUUAGGGAUAUUGAAUGCCCAAACGUUUUAUGGAUUUUGAAUAUGGAACAGGUAAAAGUGCCCGAACGUGCUGCACCGGUUUUAACCUUGGAUAUUUCCCUACGAUGUGGAAGAUGGCGAAGUUAGUACUGCUCCGAAAACGAGGCAAAUCCAUAGAGCAGUCAUCAUCGUAUCGACCCAUUUGUCUCUUCAACACAGUAGGAAAGCUAUUCGAGCGCAUCAUUAAGAGACGACUAGAGGCACAUCUAGAAAGUGUUGGUGGCCUGAGUGAACGGCAGUAUGGGUUCAGGAAGGUUCGACACUAUUACAAAGGUCUCGGAAAUUGUAAUGCAAGCAGCAGAUGGACCGGUAAGUCGAAGGAGGCUCUGCGUGGCCGAGGCUCUAGACGUAGUCAAUUUAAUUCGGCAAGGUGGAGAAAAAUCGAUAAUAAUGGUGACAAUUUAUCAUUUCCGGUAUUUUACGGCCUCGUUUUUUCUCCGUUUUUUUCGGUUUUUUUACAUUUGUUGAGAAAAGUCUCACGAGAAAAUUAAAAAAUUACCUCUUUAAAGUACUUCCCCAGUCAGAUUUCCUUUUAGAAAAAGUGCUAUUAUUGUAAGUUGGAUCAAAAUUGCUAGUAGAAAAGUUGUUCACAAAAAAAAGGGCUGUAAUAUUUUUAUCUACUAGUAUUUAUAUUUCGUAAAUUUUUCCGUUUUCCUGUUUUUUUUAAAAUUUUCCUAGGAAAAUUGAAAAAUGUCCUCCUUUUAGAAAAAUCGGACUGGGGAUAAUUAAUAUUAAAUACUAUUUUAGUUAAUAAUACAUAUAUUUUGUAAUUAUAAAUAAGUGAUCUUUUUCAAACUUCUAUAAUGAUCUGUCGUAACCACUCAAUGAAAAAAUAUAAAUGGCAAUUAUUAAGCAAUUUGACGAUAAAGAUAAAAGACAAAAGAUAAGAUAAAAUCUAUGUGGGUUGACAAGGAGAAUUAUCAGUUUUGGUAUUUUUAGCUCAUUACUAUAACAAUAAUAUGCUAUUCAUUCUGUAUUGUAUAAUAACUUCUAAUUAUAUGGUGCGUUGUGUAUAACUAUAAUUUAUUAUAUUUGUUUACUUUUUGAAUCUAAUGUUUAGCCUAACAUUUUCGUUAAGGGAGCCCACGUGGCUGGGCCUGGUCGGUCAUGCCCCAGUUUCCCAGUGUUAG
Messenger RNA from Cinara cedri, 9066 nucleotides. The record is from the annotation of a GenBank genome assembly. NCBI's taxonomy places the organism in Eukaryota, Metazoa, Arthropoda, Insecta, Hemiptera, Aphididae.